GAACUAACAGCUGUUUGACAUGAAAUGCGCAAAAACCUCACAAAACAUUGUGAAACUUUUUGAAAAACAUUAUAAAAUCAAUUAAAAACCAUGUCGAAGAUAUUUACACCUACGAAUCAAAUAAAACUGACAAAUGUCGCCGUUGUACGCAUCAAAAAAUGCGGACGACGCUUUGAAAUUGCCUGUUACAAGAACAAAGUUGUCUCGUGGCGCAAUCAGGUCGAGAAGGAUAUAGAUGAAGUCCUACAAACCCACACGGUCUUCCUCAACGUCUCCAAGGGCCAGGUCGCGAAAAAAGAAGACCUACUCAAAGCAUUUGGCAAAGACGACCAAACUGAAAUCUGCAAAGAGAUUUUAACGAAAGGUGAACUCCAAGUGUCUGAUAAAGAACGCUCAUCACAGCUAGACGCGUUAUUUAAAGACAUAGCAACGACUGUUGCGGAUAAAUGCGUAAAUCCCGAGAUAAAACGUCCUUAUCCAGUCACAACCAUUGAGAAAGCAAUGAAAGAUAUUCACUACUCAGUGAAACCUAAUCAAAGUGCAAAACAACAAGCACUGGUUGUGAUAAAGAUGUUAAAAGAGAGUAUACCGAUAGAACGGGCACAAAUGCGGCUACAGGUUGUCUUCACAGGCAAAGAUACGAAAAAAUGGAAAGAAAAACUGACAAAAAUCCAAAGCAUUGAAGUAGAGAAAGAAGAAAGGAAUGAAGAUCAAUUAAGUAUUGUAUUUCUAGUUGAUCCUGGUUUUUAUAAAGCUGUAGAUGAUUUGCGCAUGGAAACAAAAGGCGCGGCGAUGUUAGAAAUCAUGUCUUACAAAGAGAUGGUUCUAGGUGAAGAAUUUUUGUAGUUAAACAAUAAAUUAAUCCCGAUAUUGCACGUUUAUCUAA
Dalotia coriaria is the source of this 886-nucleotide messenger RNA. RefSeq names its product SBDS ribosome maturation factor (gene Sbds). NCBI's taxonomy places the organism in Eukaryota, Metazoa, Arthropoda, Insecta, Coleoptera, Staphylinidae. The transcript is spliced from 2 exons. The record is from RefSeq and is a predicted model, not a curated record. Bases 91 to 846 code for a protein of 251 amino acids. Gene Ontology annotation, biological process: cytosolic ribosome assembly; ribosome biogenesis.